UAGAGCCUAGAGUAAAGGGAAUCGAAGUAGAAAGGCAUGUGAGAAGAGAAGGCGAAGAAGGCGGAAGCGGAGCAAGGAGCAACGAUUCACCGGAGAUAGCUUCCCCGCAGUUGCAAUCGAGGCCAUCGACCCUUCGGCGCCCGCCGCCGUGCUCAGGGGCGUCACCCUUUCCAUGCCCGCCAACGCGAUCGAGGCCCCGUCCCUUACUCGGCCGCGUCACCAACCUUACACCGCUGCGUAGAAGCUCCGCUGCUGCCUCGCAGGGGUUGCGCCACAAGUGCCUCGCCGGGACUCCACCGCACACUAGAAGUUGGCCUUCUCCGCUCCACGCGCACUCCGCUCUGGCCCCAUCACUUCCGAUGGCCGCCCUUAUGGAUCUGAGAUCUGGAUUUGAAAGGAAUCCCUCACGCCCCCCUCGCCACGCCUCCCAAUCUCCGGUCCCCCGCCCAUAUCUCAGCCCAUUUUUUCGCGCGGAAUACCUCCCGGCCUCCGGACAUCGGGCGCCACCGCCACCCCCCGUCUCGCCCGUCCCUCGGGCCUCGUCUCGCCCGUCUUCCCCCCGCCAGAAAGCCGCCGCCGCCGCCCCCCGUCUCCGCCGCCGCCGCCGCCGCUCCGGCAGAAAGUCGCGCUACCUCCUCCAAGAUCCAGGUUCAGCAUGUCGCCGGCGCCACCGCCAUCGCCGCUGAUGCCGUCGGCGGGGGAGCCAUUCCGCGUGUUCGUGGGGUACGACCCGCGGGAGCACGAGGCGUACGAGGUGUGCCGCCGCAGCCUGCUCCGGCACGCCACCAUGCCGCUCGACGUGCGCCCCGUCCGCCAGUCGGACCUCCGCGCCGCGGGGCUCUACUGGCGGGCGCGCGGGCCCACUGAGAGCACCGAGUUCUCCUUCACGCGCUUCCUCACCCCGUACCUCGCCGGCUACCGCGGCUGGGCACUCUUCGUCGACUGCGACUUCCUCUACCUCGCUGAUGUCGCCGAACUCCUCGCCGCCGCCGUCCCGCCGGGCGCCGACGCCGACCGCCUCGCCGUCGCCUGCGUCAAGCACGUGUACGAGCCCGCUGAGGCCACCAAGAUGGACGGCGCCAUCCAGACGACGUACCCACGCAAGAACUGGUCCUCCAUGGUGCUCUACAACUGCGCCCACCCAAAGAACGUCGCCACGCUCACGCCCGACGCCGUCAGCACCCAGACCGGCGCAUUCCUCCACCGCUUCGCCUGGCUCGACGACGACGAGAUCGGGGAGGUGCCCUUCGUCUGGAACUUCCUCGUCGGCCACAACAAGGUCGACCCCGCUGACCCGACCACGCACCCCAGGGCCAUACACUACACCUGCGGCGGGCCAUGGUUCAAGCGAUACAGGGACUGCGAGUUCGCCGACCUCUGGAUCAAGGAGGCCGAGGAGCUCAAGGCCGAGAAGGACAAGCUCGAGGCUGAGGAGAAGCCCAAGCUCAUCGAGGACAAGGACGCCAAGGAGCAAGAUGACAACAAGGAGGAGAAUUGAUCGAUCGAUUGGUUGGUGAUACUGCAUUGGGUUGGAUUGGUUCGUUUUGUGAUAAAGAGAUUUCAUUCCUCAACAUUCUGUUCAUUUGUCGCACCAAUGCAGUUUCUUUCAUCGAUCUGGUUUGUUAAUAGUGAGAUGUCGGGAGAUUAGGAUUGGGUCGUAUGUAGCCUACGAGUGGGUAGCUAGAGUGAGUCUAUUGUGUAGCUGCAAUCGGUCUAUGAAUGAAUGCUCAUCGUUAAGGAAUAUCAAUCGUGUUUUUUUCCCUCAA
This is a messenger RNA of Setaria italica (foxtail millet), 1766 nucleotides long. RefSeq names its product protein CDI. Lineage: Eukaryota; Viridiplantae; Streptophyta; Magnoliopsida; Poales; Poaceae. The transcript has 2 exons. The record is from RefSeq and is a predicted model, not a curated record. Bases 656 to 1498 code for a protein of 280 amino acids.